GCAUGCACAACAUUAUCCAGACAGAGUGGCUUUGAUUUGGGAAAAAGAUGAGCCUGGCAAUGAAGUGAAAGUCACCUAUAGGGAACUUCUGGACAUGACUUGCCGCCUUGCUAACACCUUAAAGAAAAAUGGAAUAAAAAAAGGGGACAGAGUCGCUAUCUAUAUGCCUGUGUCUCCACUGGCAGUAGCUGCCAUGUUGGCUUGUGCCAGAAUUGGUGCUGUUCACACGGUUGUUUUUGCUGGAUUCAGUGCAGAAUCCUUAGCAGGGAGGAUCAAUGACUCUGAAUGCAAAGCAGUCAUCACCUGUAACCAGGGUCUCAGGGGAGGACGAGUCAUAGAACUGAAGAAGACUGUGGAUGAAGCGGUGAAGAACUGUCCAAGUGUCAAGUGUGUCUUUGUGGCUCAGAGAACUACCAACAAAAUCCACAUGGGCAGUCGUGAUAUUCUCCUUGAAGAAGAGAUGGCUUGUGAGGCUUCAGUUUGUCCUCCUGAAAUCAUGGACAGUGAAGACAUGCUCUUUAUGCUGUACACCUCAGGGAGUACAGGGAAACCUAAAGGAAUUGUUCACACCCAGGCUGGCUAUCUGCUUUAUGCUGCCUUAACACACAAGCAUGUAUUUGACUACAAGCAAGGUGACAUUUUUGGUUGUGUGGCUGAUAUUGGCUGGAUCACAGGACACAGCUAUGUUGUCUAUGGACCGCUCUGCAAUGGAAGCACCACCGUUCUGUUUGAAAGUACUCCAGUUUAUCCUGAUCCAGGUCGCUAUUGGGAAACUGUGCAAAGAUUAAAAAUUAAUCAAUUUUAUUGUGCCCCCACUGCAUUACGUUUGCUGCUAAAGUAUGGAGAGGAAUAUGUGAAGAAGUAUGACAGGUCUUCUCUAACUACCCUUGGAUCAGUGGGAGAACCAAUAAACCAUGAAGCCUGGCAAUGGUUCUACAAUGUGGUAGGAGACGGAAGGUGUACCCUUGUGGACACUUGGUGGCAAACAGAGACUGGUGGCAUUUGCAUUGCUCCUCGGCCUGCAGAAAAAGGAGCUGAGAUCAUUCCAGCUAUAGCAAUGCGGCCUUUCUAUGGGAUUAGCCCAGUACUGAUGGAUGAGAAGGGAAGAAUUUUAGAAGGCAAUGAUGUGUCUGGUGCUCUCUGCAUUGCACAGCCCUGGCCCGGUAUAGCACGGACUAUCUAUGGAGAUCAUCAGAGAUUUAUAGAGGCUUAUUUCAAAAUGUACCCAGGUUAUUAUUUCACAGGAGAUGGUGCUUAUCGAACUAAAGAAGGCUAUUAUCAGAUAACAGGGAGAAUGGAUGAUGUCCUAAACAUCAGUGGACACAGACUUGGAACUGCAGAGAUUGAAGAUGCCAUGGAUGAACAUCCUGCAGUACCUGAAACAGCUGUGAUUAGUUUUCCCCAUGAUAUCAAAGGGGAGGCUGCGUUUGCUUUCAUUGUGCUAAAAGACAACACGGGAAAUCCAGAAAUAAUUACCAAAGAGCUAAGAGCAAUAGUUGCUUCCAAGAUAGCCAAAUAUGCUGUGCCUGAUCAUGUUCUGGUAGUGAAGCGUCUUCCCAAAACUCGUUCAGGAAAAAUCAUGAGAAGGUUGCUACGGAGAAUAGUGACAGGCACUGUUAGUGACAUGGGAGAUAUCACCACACUGGAUGACCCCAGUGUCAUCACAGAAAUACUCGAUGCAUACAAGGAGUACAAAAUUAAGCAUCCUACCUUGUAAUUGGAAGCUGUGGACAUUAGUUCCAUAAGAAACCCAGAGGAACAAAUGGAAUCACCAGAUCUACUCAUGCUCUGUCAGAGAAUUGUGUUUGCUUAUUUAUGUAAGGAACAGAAUAUUCUACUCCUGAAAAAAUCUUUAUUACAGUAGUAUUUGCCUCUUGUAUGUGCUUUGCUGCAGUUCACUAUGUUGUCUUUGAAACUAUGCAAGACUUCAUUUAGGUUCCCUUAUUUUAAGACUUCUUCCUCUAGCAUUUUUAAGACCUUGUUAAUGUAACAGAGCAUUGGAAACUCAGCAGUUGGCAGGAAUUGAGCCUCAUGUCUGUGCCUCAGAAAAUAGGAAGCACCUUUUUGAUCAUUGUCUUAGGGAAAUCUCUCUUAAGUGUCCUUGACCAUUCAGGUAAUUUGAAUUUUUCAGUGCUUGAAGUCAUGUGAGAUCCUAAACAUUUGCAAUCGCACAAAUAAAGAUAUUUCUGUAUGACUUUUUUCUUGAAUGAACAGUAA
Elgaria multicarinata webbii is the source of this 2217-nucleotide messenger RNA. It is a transcript of the gene ACSS1, whose product is annotated as acyl-CoA synthetase short chain family member 1. The coding region runs from base 95 to 1717 and encodes 540 amino acids. Gene Ontology annotation, cellular component: mitochondrion. The transcript is spliced from 13 exons. Gene Ontology annotation, molecular function: acetyl-CoA synthetase activity; AMP binding. The record is from RefSeq and is a predicted model, not a curated record. Lineage: Eukaryota; Metazoa; Chordata; Lepidosauria; Squamata; Anguidae.